Molecule: messenger RNA, 1032 nt
Organism: Pelobates fuscus (common spadefoot toad)
Lineage: Eukaryota; Metazoa; Chordata; Amphibia; Anura; Pelobatidae
Product: natterin-3-like
Exons: 1
Coding region: 1-1032 (343 amino acids)
Source: RefSeq, a predicted model, not a curated record
AUGAAUAAGAACCUGAAAUGGGUAUCGUGGAAUGGAAGUAUACCCUCUGGUGCCGUGUCAAUCUAUAACGCCUACAGAAAGAGAAGAGACUACAUCUGUCAUUUUCAAUGCUCCGUGGGAUUCUAUACCGAGAGCCAAGGUCCAAGUUGCUUCUACCCAUAUGAUGGCAAAGAGUUCUUCAAUUCCAUAUUUAAAAUCCUAAUAAAUGAAGAUAAUUUUGAAAUAUUGGAAUGGAAGGCAGACUCGUGGGGUUAUGUUCCAUUUAAUGCUGUGGAUAGCUGUGGUACAGGGACUUAUAUAGGGAAAAAUAAAUAUGGUUUAGGAAAAAUUGUUCCCAACUUCAAAUCCUUUUUCCUUCCCUAUGAUGGUAAAGAAUAUUUCUACAAAUCAUAUGAAGUGCUAACUAUUAACCUUAACAUUAUUCAACAAACCUUGAAUAACAUCCAAUACAAACUUAAUGAACUGAACAUGACAAUGCAGCCCCCUGAAAUGCUAACUAAAUCCACAGUUAUUAAUAAGGACUGUCGACCUGUAAAGAAGACCAUUAAAUUGAGUAAAGCUACUACUGUCCAAAAAACCUGGAGCGUUGGGCACACUCUUUCAUCUGAAAUAGCCACCACAAUAACAGCAUCAGUACCCAUGAUAGGGGAGGCGGCCGUCGGUUUCAGCACAGAGAUCAGUAUGGACUGGAAUAAGGGGGCUAGUAAGGAAGAGAUCAAAACUUACCAGCAGUCAGUGGAGAUUGAAGUUCCCCCAAAUUAUGUUUGUGAGACAUUCAUGGAAGGUGUGCAAGUUUUAACAGAUCUUCCCUUCGUUGCAGACCUCACAAAGCACUAUCGGGAUGGACAAAAACGUACAAUCACAGUUAGAGGCAAAUAUAAAGAUGUGCAAAUAAAUGAAUUAACCACACUGGUAAAGAGAUGCAAGUUAAUUGUCAAUGCAGAGUCAUGUCUUACGGCAGCACUACAGGUUAACCAAUCCAACGCCUCACUAGUAGAAAAGGAUGAAGAUUAUAAAUAUAGGCUUCAGUAA